AUGCUUGCUUCCACACCAACUCCGGAGUAUACCACCUUCAGCACUACAAAACGCGAUCUCAGCGCAUCUCCAUCUUACCGUGCACCGCCGAAUCGUCGAACGCCGCAGAAAUUCACAUCCAAUUCCUUUUCGCCGAUGUUUACUUCACCGCCGAGGCGACACCCACCACCAACCGCAGACCCUAUGGAUACCGACGACAUUUUCCAGUCUCCAUAUAGUGCAUCAUCACGCCCACUCUCCGUCCGCAACGAUCGUAUCAUUUACAAGAAGUCCAGGGCAGACGACGAUGAAGAGUUCGACAACGGCUGGUCCUUCGUUCCUUCCUCAUCGACCAUGUUCUCGCACAACAUGGUUCCUCCAUCAUCGCCCAUUCCCUUGCGCUCGUCAUUGCGGACACCCGUGAAGCAGAUACGUGCGACGCCUGACCGACCGGUGCUGUCGGUCAAGCACCUCAACACUCCUUCCGUGUCUCCUGCCGUCGGCUCAAAGCGCAAGCCGAGCAAACGAACCCCGGUUUGCACUACCCCGCAAUGCCAGGGCUUCCUCACACCGUUAAAUGUUACGUCGGCUGCAGGUCGAGAGCAAGGCGAUUCGUCAGGCGUCGCCUUCGAUCGCCUCGCACCUCUUUCAGCUCCGCGGUUCGUUCUGCAUACUCCGCAAACCAAGGCAGAGACAGAGAUGCAUUUGAAGAGGCAGGCGGAGACGAUGACGUUGUUGAGAAUCUCCGAUAUGGAUCGUUCGGGAGAUGAAAGCGGUUAUGACUCAGGCCCUGGAGAAGACAAUGGGCGACGGUUGUUCGGAGACAAUGCUGCACCAAACAUGGUUUCCUCAGUCGCCUCAAAAGGCAAGACAAAGGUUGGCCUCUCAAGGUCACCUGCUUUGCGAUUGCUCAUGCGCAAGGGCGACACCAACGACACCGAGGUCGUCGAAGCGAUCUCCCCCGGGGGACAUGUCACUAAGCGGCGCGCUCGAUCCCGCCCUGUGUCGUCGGAGCUGCUUGAGUCGGUGCGGGGUGCGCCUGUCAUCCUUGAUUACAAGGUCAACGUGGCCUCGCAGUAUAUAAACGAGAUGCAGACCAAUUCGGUUGCUUUUCCUCCCGCCUCUCGGCCACAUCGCUCGUCGUCACCUUCUAGCUCGUCGUCCGAAAUUGGCUCUCCACUAUCACGUCCGCGCCUGUCCAUAAUGCCCCUGCCACACAUGGAUGUACAAUCUCCAACAUCAAAACCAAAGGGGCCUCUCAACAGGCUGGCAAGUGCGAGUUCCGCCACAUUGUUCUUCGGACCAAGCAUUCCCGCCCGCAAUACAGGUACCAAUGCUGAUCCAAGCCGCAAGCAGAGUCUCGCCACAAGUGCGAGUCCGUCAAAGGGCAACGCUAGUCCUUCACUACCACUCGACUUGAACAAAAGGUCGAGUCCUCAUUCCAGGAUACGCAAUAGGCACAGUUACGCCCCUCAUGGCUCUGCACGGGAAAAGCGUCAGUCGUCAUCACCCUGUACAUCUCCACCUCUCAAGCGGCACUCGGACGAAGACGAGGACGAGGACCUCUUCUUCUCUGGCCCAGCCGAUACCUCAUUCGCCUUCAGUCUCACAGAAGGCACGCCAAGCCCGAAGAAGAAGCAGAAACGCGAUAUCCCUUCGCCGCUCCAGAAGAAGUUCCGGCCGCGUGACUCGGGCGUCGUACUUGAUGAGAGUGAUUCAGACUCUGGGCUGUAUGGCCACGGCGGUGCCAUGCCUCAGGCGUCCACGUCCGUGAGUACCAUGGGAUCGGAGGCGGAGGAACAGGAGCUCGUCACGCCGGGGUUUGCACCUGGUGCGGCGUCCGGGUGGCCUGGGGUUACCGUCAUGAAUCUAGACGAUAACAUGGGUGUUGGCUCUCGCACCGGCAUGCACGGUGGUCGAGGCGUCGACGCGUUCAUCAUGCGCGUCCUGGCCGCGGGCGCAACCAAGUCGGCACAGGACAUUGAUGGCGAGCCGAAGCGAGUGCCUGGCACACCAGUCAAGAAGGUGAAGACAGCGCACCUGGUGCAACGCCCGUGGCAGAGCGCGUUCACGUCCAAGAUUGGGUUUCCGGAGUUUGAGGAUGAGCUACAGUGUGGCCCUGGCGCUAAGGGACGUGGCAAGACCAAGGGAAGGAAGAGCCUUCCGGCGGCCUUCCCGAGGCUGGAGAAAGAGAACCGCACUGCUCCCGCAAAGCAUGACCGAGUGGGUGCGGAGGACGACGAGGAUGCAAGUCCAACUACGAGGAAAGAGAAGGACAGUCGGUAUGAAGGCCUUGGUCUUGGCAGGCCUGCUUCAGGGACGCUUCCCCCCUUUGCACGUGGAAUCGUGGACCCCAAGGGCAAGCAACACUGGCUCAUGCGCAGGAGUAGCAGUGGCGCCUUCUCAAGUGGAAGUGAGACGACCACGUCUGGAUCGGCAACGCCGACGCGUCUCACUCCAAGAGAGUGGCAUCUACCUCCAUUGAGAUUGCCAGUUCCCCACUCUCCCUUGAAGAACUCCCUGGCAUCUGCAAGCAGUUCCGCUUCUACGUCGUCUUCAGCAAUUUCGACAACUCGCAACUCUCCAACUGUGGCGGCAACGGCAAAGCGACUCCCAAUAAGAGAUCUUUCAGAACGACACGCGGCACAACUAACACCUGCGCGUCGGCCGCCAACUGGCCUCUUCGCCGGCGUCAUGCGAGCAGCUCCCGCAACGGUGAAGCCUGUGAUGCGUGGUCGAUCGUCCUUCCCGUCAAGCGAGGAGCACCCAGGGCGAUUCGAGCGCGAAUUCGAGGAGAUCGACGAGCUGGGUAGUGGUCAAUUUGGGCGCGUUAUGAGGGUGUGUUGCAAGUACGCGGACGAGAGCAAGGCAUCGGAGAUUUUCGCCGUCAAAAAGUCGAAACCUUUCGAAGGUAUCAAGCAUCGGCUACGGCUGCGUGAGGAGGUCGACAUCUUGAAACACCUGACCCAGGCAGCAGGCGGCGGUCACCCCAAUGUCCUCCAGUACAUCGAUAGCUGGGAAGAAGGUGAUAUGUUGUAUAUCUGCACGGAACUCUGUGCUCUGGGCAACUUGGCCCAUUUCCUGUGGGCGUAUGGGCGCGCAUUCCCACGCCUUGACGAGGCUCGCGUUUGGCGAAUACUUGCUGAGCUGAGUGCGGGCCUGAGCUUCGUCCACAGUUCAAAUGUGCUGCACCUCGACCUGAAGCCGGCGAACAUCUUCGUCACAAGUUCAGGUCGCUUGAAGAUAGGCGACUUCGGACUGGCUGUGCGAUACACCGGCUCGUCAGAGAUGCGCGGUUGUGAACGUGAAGGUGAUAAGCGGUACCUCGCUUCGGAAGUACUGCAGGGCCGCUAUGGACGUGCGGCGGAUGUCUUCAGCCUUGGUAUGACGAUGCUGGAAACAGCGACAAAUAUCAUCGUACCUGACCAGGGCGAUGCGUGGCAUAGGCUACGUCACGAAGACUUCGUUCAAGUCGAGGCUGAGUUGGGCGCCUUGAGUGUCACACUUCAGGCGGUUUUAAAGGGCAUGCUGCGGAUGGAGCCCGCACGGCGCGUCGGGAGUGAUAUGCUCGCACGACAUCCUGUUGUUCGUCGUGCUCGAUCGGCGAUGGAUGGACUCAGGGCAAGACAAGGUGAUGUCUUUGAGGCGAGUGCUCUCGGUCCCGUGCAAGACGGUUUCUUGUCAUCCAUUAUCACUGGGAACGAUUGGGAUACCAUGGAAGUCUGA
Sparassis crispa is the source of this 3705-nucleotide messenger RNA. RefSeq lists its product with no specific name. The record is from RefSeq and is a predicted model, not a curated record. NCBI's taxonomy places the organism in Eukaryota, Fungi, Basidiomycota, Agaricomycetes, Polyporales, Sparassidaceae. Gene Ontology annotation, molecular function: protein kinase activity; ATP binding. The transcript has 6 exons. Bases 1 to 3705 code for a protein of 1234 amino acids. Gene Ontology annotation, biological process: protein phosphorylation.